Messenger RNA from Anas platyrhynchos (mallard), 2386 nucleotides. NCBI's taxonomy places the organism in Eukaryota, Metazoa, Chordata, Aves, Anseriformes, Anatidae. The record is from RefSeq and is a predicted model, not a curated record.
CCCGAGCCCCUGCCGGGAUGAGGAGGGGGGCGAGGAGGUGCCUGAAGCAGGAGCACGGGAGGUUCGCGGACAGACCGAAAGUAAAAGCGUCCCAGGAGGGGGCUGGGGAGCAGGAAGGGGACGUGAAGGAGGCGCGCAGCCCAAGCACAGCAGCAGAUCCAGGGGAGCUGCGGGGCAGCGUGCCCACGGGUGAUGCCUGUGACCCAGCUCUGGCAUCACCCUUCCUGCACUGACACUGCGGCAGAGCACGAUGGCGAGCGGCUCCUGGGAGGAUCACGGCCAGGGGACCCAGGAGCACAUGGAGCUGCGCCUGCUACUCGUCGGGAAGACCGGUGCAGGGAAAAGCGCAACGGGGAACACCAUCCUGGGCCGGGCGGCCUUCGAGUCACGCCUGGCGCCACAGUCGAUAACACAGACAUGUGCCCAGGAGAGCCGGCUCUGGCGGGGCCGCAGGGUGGUGGUCACCGACACCCCUGGCAUGUUUGACUCACCGGAGCACAGCGCCCGGUCCUGCUACGAGCUUGCCCGCUGCCUGCUGCUGUCGGCGCCGGGGCCGCACGUGCUGGUGCUGGUGACCCAGCUGGGCCGCUUCACGCAGGAGGAGGAGGAGGCCGCCCGGCAAGUGUGGCGGGUGCUGGGGCACAAGGCUGCGAGGCACACCAUCGUCCUCUUCACCCGCAAAGAGGACCUGAGGGGUGGCUCCCUGCAGCACUACGUGGCCAGAAGCACCACCCUGCAGGCGCUGCUGCAGGCCUGCGGGGGACGGUGCUGCGCCUUCAGCAACCGGGCGGCCGGCGCCGAGCGCGAAGCCCAGGUCGAGGAGCUGAUGGUGCUGGUGCAGCGGGUGCUGGAGGAGAACCAGAACACCCAUUACACGAGCGAGCUCUACUCCCAGGCCACGCGGCUCCUCAGCCGCAGCGACGUGGAUUUCGAAGAGAAGUGCAAGCACCUCGCGAAGCAAGUGGAGCAGCAGCUGAAGGCCAACAAGGAGACGGCGUCCCGGCGUUGCUCAGACGGUGCUGCUGCUGUUUCUCAGGGGAUCGAGGCCACAUGCGCAGGUUGCAGGAGAUCCACGUCACUGAGGCUUCCCCUCGGAGUGGGCUCAAAUUUGGCAGACACUCAGAUGAAAGGACCCAAGCUGAACAUCCUGCUCGUGGGCAAAACUGGAAGUGGGAAGAGUGCAACAGGGAACACCAUCCUUGGCAAGAGAGCAUUUGAAACUAUGGUGUCAGUUGAUUCAGUAACCAAAAGCUACAGUGCAGAGAGUGCCUCAUUCCGUGGAAGAGACAUUACCGUUAUCGACACUCCUGGCUUUUUUCACACCCAGAGAGCCAAUAAGGAAACAGCUGAACUGAUUGGAAAUGCUCUUCGUCACUUCUAUGGAGGGGUGCAUGCUAUCAUCCUGGUGAUGCAACUGGCCGAUACCAGUAAAGAAGAGGUGGAAGUGGCUGAGUGGGUGACAAAGAUUUUCCAUACUGAAGCACAGAAGUACACGAUCCUGUUAUUCACCCGAGCAGAAGAUCUUGGGAGUCCAGAUGAUAUCCGCGAUUUCGUGGAAAAAAGCACGUACCUCAGUGGGAUUGCAGAAAAAUGUGGAAAUAGGUACAUUGCUUUCAGCAACAUAGCAGCAGAGCAGAGAAGGAAACAGCAGGUUGCAGACCUCAUUAAAAUGAUUGAUGCGAUGGUAGAGAAGAACAAAGAUGCUCCGUGUUACACGCGAGAAAUGCUGGAGGAACAUACACGGACGGCUUUUGGAAAGUAUUGUACCAUACUCUAGCCAACAAGGCUUUGGUCAGACGGGCGAUGUUUCCUCUCUUGUGCCUUUCCUGCCGCGCUCUGAAGAUCACUCUCUCCUUCCUCUCCUGAUGUUUCCUCCUGUCCCGUCAGUGACCUACCUUUUCCCCUGGCCCGUGCCAUUGCUCUCCUGACAGGCUGCGAGAGUGCAAUGGGUGUCUGGCGACGUGUAAUUCUCCUCUGCUGCUCUGUUGUGCUGGGAAGCCGGAGACCUUGGCUGGGUGGCAGAGAGCUGCACUGCCCUGCUGGCAGCACCACUGCGCUGACUCUCUCCUCCCUGGUCUGAAGACACGGCAAGCUGAAAGCAAUGGGAACAUCAGGACUGUGAGAUGUGCCCCCUCAGACCAGAGAUCAGCCUGGAGUGCUGCUUCCGAGAUCAAAGCCUCUUGUCGUCCCCGUGGCAGCCAGGGCUCUAGGAACUUCUCCAGGCCUUCGGGAGGGUUCGUGGUGCCAGCCUUGGUCCCUCUGCAGUGGGAUGCUGCUGGUGUCACUGGCUGUGCUGCCCCUGCCUUCGCUGGGCAAUGCGAGUAAUUGUAUGUGAUCGCUGGGUCUACAGAAACUCAUCUAAUAAAUGCCCAUAAAUGCCCAUAAA